CCUGCCCCGGCGUCGUUGGAGCUUCUCGGCCGCCUGCAAUCCAACAUGGAGUAGAGAGAGAUGGGGCUCUAGCGGGGCCACCCCUCGGUAACAGCAGCGACGACGCGCUUUUUACGCACAACUGGAACCGGAGUCGUCGGUGAAAACAUGCGCCUUAGGACUUAAAAACGGAGUGUGUGCCCUGUGCGCCCGUGUGUGUGUGAGAGAGAGAGUGCGUGCGAGUGUGAGUGAGUGAGUGUGUGUGUUUGGGCAGGGAGGGGGGUGUAAUAGAAGACCGGAGCUGGAUUAAGCUACAAAAUUGUCCGUUCAUGCUAGGUGAUGGUGUGUUAAAGUUAUAGUAAAGCGGGCAUUCGCGAUCCAGAAGAAAGAGGGUGGCUCCGGGUGUAAAAGAGGAAAAUUUUAGGGGUAAAGAAGACGGAGACGCAGCCAGUCGAAGGCAAGCAAAGAGCCGACACUCGCACAAAGGCGCAGGGGGAUUUAUGCGGAAUUGGAGACAGAAUCGGAGGAGCCACGGUGAAAGAAUGACAAGCGAAAAGUAUGCAACCGCCGUGGUACAUUACCUGAGGUGAAACGAGAAAAUGAUAGAAGAAACACACCCAAACGAUGACAGCUACAUCGUACGUGUAAAAGCGGUGGUGAUGACGCGGGACGACUCGAGCGGUGGGUGGCUGAAUCAGGACGGGGGAGCUCUGAGCAGGGUAGGGGUGUGCCGCCUGCUGCCGACAGAGUUGGCACCUGUGUUGGGCUCCACCAGCUCCCAGUUCUUCAUCCGUGGUGAACGAAUGCGGGACAACCAGGUGAUCCUGGAUUGCCCGCUGAGGAAGGAUCUAGUGUACACCAUAGCGACGCCCACGUUUCACCAUUGGAAGGUGGAAGACAGACGGUGCGGCCUAUCCUUCCAGAGUCCAGCUGAUGCCAGAGCUUUCGACAGGGGAGUUCGAAAGGCAAUUGAUGACCUGGCUGAAGGCUCCACGACCUCCUCUACGGCACUCCAGAAUGAGGGGGAGCUGGGUGACGAUGACGUCUUUACUAAUACCACAGACAGCUCAUCCAACUCCUCCCAGAAACUGGAGACCUCUCUGCAGCCGCUCGAGUCCUCGCCCCUUCCCCAGAGACACAAGUGCCCGCUGGGAUUUCGCCACGAUCCCUAUCGGCUCUCAGACCACUACUACUUGGACCAGCCAUUGUCUCGGAUUCCCCGCCAUGUCACCUUCGAGGACGAGGAAAUCGUCCGCAUCAACCCUCGGGAGCGCAGCUGGGAGCGGCCCGCCGAGCGUCAUCGUGGACGCCACUCAGAUCGCUCCUGGCUCACCGGCUACGAGGACUACCGCCACACAACAGUGCGUGACAAAUUCAUCAACAUGGACGACCCUGAGCCCAAUGUCCACUUUGACAAAACGGAGGCGCAGAAGCACGACUACACGUACCCGCUGGCACCGGCCCUGUCGCCCUCAGACUCUGAUCCCUCCCUUGGACCCUUAAACAGUAAGGGCCAAAACGUCUCGUAUCGCCAGCAGUUCCCGUCUGUGGUGUCCAGUCAGCCUCGCUCCCUACUCCCGAGCUCCUCUUCAUCCACCAAUGGUGGGAAGGGGCGGAAGGAUGACAGAAUGGAGCGUGCUCAGUGUGAGCACUGCGGUGAGGCUUUUUACCUCUCCAGCAACCGGAGAGGUAGGUGCCAGGAUGCUCCAGACCCGGUGCGCACGUGCAUCCGACGGGUCAGCUGCAUGUGGCUGGCAGACACCAUGCUCUACCACUGCAUGUCUGACCCAGAGGGGGACUACUCAGACGCCUGCUCCUGUGACGGGGGCGAGGGUAGCGGGGGAGGCUGUCUGGGCACGCGCUGGUUAGCCCUGUUUGGUUUGUCUUUGGUGGCGCCCUGCCUCUGCCUCUACCCACCUCUCCACGCUUGCCACCGGGUAGGGCUUGCAUGCGGCUGCUGCGGAGGUCGACACAAGGCCCUGAGCUGAGCGGCCGUGCUUUGAAACCUCAGAGGGACACGACUCAAACCUAAACCCAAUGCAAGGACAGGGAAAGGGAAGGAUGGGGAAACGAACAGAAGGGACAAGUGGUCAUGGCUGCUUACUCUCUUGCCUUGUUUUCUCUGGGUUUCUCUACAAAUUCCAGACACUGAAAUAAGCCAAAAAAGAAAAAAACUGCUGGUGCAUUUUCUGAACGGCCUGGGAAGAUAAGCUCCCCCUUACGGCAGACAGUUCUCUCAGCUCUCCACGUGGCCAUUUGCUCUGUUUCUAGUGAGAGAGCACUCUUUUUCAGGGGGCCUUUUUUUUUUUAUAGCUGACCUAUAUGUCAUGUAUCACAUAUGCAGGUACUUUAUAUUGUUAUAUUUGUACACUGACUCGGCGUCAAAGAACUUGAAUUGUUUCUUUGUCCUGUUUUUCAUUCUCUCCUUUGAUGUACGCGUGGCCAUUUUGUUUAUACUCUAUUCCAAUAUCAGGCCCGCUCAGCUCAACUCCAGCAACACGAGACAUCAAACACUACAUCUCUUUGCGCAUGUGUGUUAGUGUGCGCGCGCGUGUGCGUUGAUGGUAUAUGUGCAUGCUUGUGCGCCUAGGCCUUUUGUUGUCUGUACUGCAGCUUAUAGUAAAGCUCAUGUAUAUAGUCUACAUAGCUCUCCACCAUCAACGUCUUCUUUGUUCACCGAGGCAAACGUGGUACUCAUCUUAAUCUUCGUCUAAUAUCCCAAAGAUUCAAGCUUUCAUCCUAUUUAUUUUUCUCUCUUAAAUUGAUCCACCAUCAAAAGGGUGCUGGGCUAUGAUUCAUUCACUGAAUGAGACGGUGCCUCAAGUCACGCUAGCAUCCGCCCCUGCUCCUUUCAAACAUUAUUUCAAACAGUGCCUAAAAUCGCCUGAACCGGGAACCCACUGAGUCUUAUUCCAGUCAGAUUUUGGCUCAUUUUUACUUACAGUGCACUUGGAGUAGUGUGAUUUU
Molecule: messenger RNA, 2946 nt
Organism: Pundamilia nyererei
Lineage: Eukaryota; Metazoa; Chordata; Actinopteri; Cichliformes; Cichlidae
Product: sprouty-related, EVH1 domain-containing protein 2
Exons: 6
Coding region: 579-1967 (462 amino acids)
Biological process (GO): multicellular organism development; negative regulation of MAPK cascade
Cellular component (GO): membrane
Molecular function (GO): protein kinase binding
Source: RefSeq, a predicted model, not a curated record